Messenger RNA from Lasiodiplodia theobromae, 816 nucleotides. RefSeq lists its product as uncharacterized. NCBI's taxonomy places the organism in Eukaryota, Fungi, Ascomycota, Dothideomycetes, Botryosphaeriales, Botryosphaeriaceae. Bases 1 to 816 code for a protein of 271 amino acids. The transcript is spliced from 2 exons. The record is from RefSeq and is a predicted model, not a curated record.
AUGUUCCAACUACCACAACGCAUGGCGCUGAAGCGCCCCCGCGCCGACGACGACGACGACGUCUCAAUUCGCCAUUUUGAAAAGAAGCACCGCAAUGACACGGCCUGCCCGCCACCGCCCGAGCAUUUCUUCCACACCAAGACUCUCAGCUUCUCGCAGAACCGCGCCAACUCGCCAUGUCUGCCUGCCCUAACGCCAGGCCACUCGGACGAGUCAGGCUGCGACUCGCCUGAACUGCCUGCCUAUGCCGACACCGACAUGGAUGACUGCAUGGAGGACGACUACGGUGCUCUGCGGUCCAACCCUAAUUCGCCGGCUGUCCCCUUCAUGUUGCCCGAGCGCCUCAAUCCCCGCCAGCACCAGUCAGACCCCAGUACUGGCCGCAUACCUACGCCCAUCUACGGCCACUUCCCUCCCAAGAUCACGUCCAAUGAGCCGCCGAGCGACAUCAGGACCACAACGCUUGAGGAGCUGAGGGCCGCGUCGGCCAAUGCCCGCCGAAGCAUGGCCCAAAGAGACGUCGGCCGCGACAUGCCUUCGCCCAUCCGCGAGGACGACAUGGCCCUGACGCCUACCACGCUGGCCGGGAACCGUCUCUCCCGCCUCCACUUUUCCGGCCGAGGCGACAGUGACGGCAUGGACAUGGACUCGCCCACGUUCGAGCCGCAGCGCCAUCUCGCUGCUGAGUCCAAGUCGGGCCGUGCCAGAAGCGGAGCGAUCACGGGCAAGAAAAAGUUCCACAUGGGCUUCCGCGAGGACUGUCCCAAGUGCCUGGCAAGAGUGCCGGGCCACAACGCGCAUUUCCUUCCCUCUUGA